AUGUUAAGACUAGUUUAUCUUUUCAUCUCAAUUUACAGUUUAAUUCACUUCAACAGUGGUACUAGUACUAGUAUUCACGGCAAAUCAUUUCUCACUCUUCAAUCAUCGAUUUUUCCACCACGUAAGACAAAUAGGCCCGUGAAUUUAUCUUUAGAAGAGAAACACAGACUUUGUCUUGCUGAACUUUCAACUGCAAGAUCUUCUUUGAGUAACUCUAUUGAACAACAUGAAUCUUGCACAAACGCUUUGGUUAAGUUGCAAUCUGAUCAUUCUUUAAAAGGAAGUGUCUGCGAUGGUUUAAAGGGAGAUUAUGAUAAAUAUUGUAAGGGACGUCACAAAUCUCCGUCGUUUGACAAAGAAUUGUGUAGAAAAAUGUGGAAUAAUUUCUUAGCUUGUCUGGCUGAGAAACGUCAAUUAGCACGCGAAGUAUCCCAGCAGAGUAAAAUAUGUGAUAAAACUGAUGAUCAGGUUAGGAAAGAUACUGAUUCUUAUCAAAGAAUUGAGGAAAAAUGUUCCAAAAUGGAACAUUCAAUCUACAACAGUCGCCAUCAGACUGAACUUAGUGUAAUUCAGGAUGAUGCCAUUUUGGAGAAACCAACUACAAGUAUUACAAGAAAUGAUAUAAGUGCGCUUAAUUCUGCCGUUCAAAGAGCUCAAGUUGAACUAAAGCAGUGUAUAGAUGAGCUGGCUAAACUUUCUGAAAGACUUGCUGAGAAGAACGAACAGAUUAGUGAUUUAUCAGAGAAAAUUUCACAAUUUGAAGUUAAAAAAGUAGGUAAGAAGGGUAUUUUUGGAAAAAAAGUUCUUGAUGAAAGUAUAUCAAGUCAAAUUUCAGAACUUAACUCACGGUUAAGCGAAUUAAAUACACAUGAAAAAGGUUUAAAGAAGCUUCUUCUUUCUCAAGAAAAAGAGUGCAGAGUUUUGGAAACUAAAUUAGAAGUUGCAACGGAAAGGCUCUCCUUAGCUAAAUCUUCAACUUCCACUUCUCACGGAACUAGGGGAUCUACGGGUUGUUUUGGACGAUUUACUCGGUUUGUUUUGAGAACUUGUAGAAGAGUUGCUAACAGGUUUACGAGGAACGUUGACAAAGAUUGCAAUAACAUGAGAAGGACACGAAGUAGAACGUCGGAAACGCAGUUUUGA
Cryptosporidium ubiquitum is the source of this 1143-nucleotide messenger RNA. RefSeq lists its product as uncharacterized. Lineage: Eukaryota; Apicomplexa; Conoidasida; Eucoccidiorida; Cryptosporidiidae. The record is from RefSeq and is a predicted model, not a curated record. The transcript has a single exon. The coding region runs from base 1 to 1143 and encodes 380 amino acids.